Brachypodium distachyon (stiff brome) is the source of this 3597-nucleotide messenger RNA. Its product is annotated as kinesin-like protein KIN-5A. Lineage: Eukaryota; Viridiplantae; Streptophyta; Magnoliopsida; Poales; Poaceae. Gene Ontology annotation, molecular function: ATP binding; plus-end-directed microtubule motor activity; microtubule binding. The transcript is spliced from 22 exons. The record is from RefSeq and is a predicted model, not a curated record. Gene Ontology annotation, biological process: microtubule-based movement. The coding region runs from base 206 to 3403 and encodes 1065 amino acids.
UUCUAGUAGUACAAGUGUAGAAGAAGGCCGAGAGCGCACUCCAUUUCAAACCAAUUCAAACCCCCAAAUCCCCUCUCCCUCUCUCCGCCGCUCGCCGCCGAUCGAGGUACUACCGCCUUCCCCUCUCCUCUGCUCCGAUCCGCUCCACUCUACCUGCCCGAUCUCCCCUUUCCAAUCCCGAUCCCCACUCGCAGGGCUGCCGGCAAUGGAGACCACCCCUCGCCGGGCGCCACCGCAACCGGACGCCGCCUCCGCCUACGUCUCCAUGUCGCCCUCCCCCUCCCACACCCCGCGCUCCUCCUCCAAGGCCAAGCGCCCGCUCAACCACACCGCCAACGCCGUCGCCGCAUCCUCCCCUUCCCCUUCCAUCCCGCCCAAGCCCAACACCACCUCCUCCAACGGCACCGGCGUCAACAUCCAGGUCCUCCUCAGAUGCAGGCCUUUGAGCCAGGAGGAGCUCCGAGCCAACACUCCCGUCGUCAUCACUUGCAACGAGCAGAGGCGAGAGGUUUCCGCUGCGCAGAACAUCGCAAACAAGCAGAUUGACCGAACAUUUGUGUUUGACAAGGUGUUCGGCCCAAAGUCUAGACAGCAAGAUGUGUUCAACCACGCUGUUGUUCCACUUGUCGGUGAGGUUCUGGAUGGUUACAACUGCACCAUAUUUGCUUACGGGCAGACCGGGACUGGGAAAACAUACACCAUGGAAGGUGGAGGGGGCAAAACACACGAUGGUGUGCUUCCAUCUGAUGCUGGUGUUAUUCCAAGGGCCGUCAAGCGGAUAUUCGAUAUCCUCGAGGCACAGAAUGCAGAAUACAGCAUGAAGGUCUCAUUUCUUGAACUGUAUAACGAGGAACUCACUGAUCUCUUAGCUCCAGAGGAAUCUAAGUUCUCAGAUGACAAGUCCAAGAAGCCCAUGGCACUCAUGGAAGAUGGCAAGGGAGGUGUUUUUGUUAGAGGACUGGAGGAAGAGGUAGUUUCGUCGGCUGGUGAGAUAUACAAGAUACUUGAGAGGGGAUCUGCCAAAAGAAAAACUGCCGAAACCUUCCUCAACAAGCAAAGCAGUCGGUCACACUCUAUUUUCUCCAUCACCAUCCAUAUUAAGGAAUGCACACCAGAGGGUGAAGAAUUGAUCAAGUGUGGAAAACUAAACCUAGUUGAUCUCGCUGGUUCCGAGAACAUAUCUCGGUCGGGUGCUAGAGAUGGGCGAGCUCGUGAAGCAGGAGAGAUCAACAAGAGUCUGCUUACACUUGGGCGUGUCAUUAAUACCCUUGUGGAGCACUCUGGUCACAUACCAUACAGGGAUAGCAAGUUGACAAGAUUGUUAAGAGAUUCCUUGGGUGGGAAGACAAAGACUUGCAUCAUAGCAACCAUUGCACCUUCAGUGCAUUGCCUUGACGAGACAUUAAGCACACUAGACUAUGCGCAUCGUGCAAAAAAUAUCAAGAACAAACCAGAGGUUAAUCAGAAGAUGAUGAAAUCUGCACUCAUCAAAGAUUUGUACUUCGAAAUGGAUCGCCUCAAGCAAGAACUGUAUGCUGCUAGGGAAAAGAAUGGUAUUUAUAUUCCAGGGGACCAGUACUUAGCUGAUGAAGCUGAAAAGAAGGCUAUGUCAGAGAAGCUGGAUCGGUUAGAGCUUGGAUUGGAAUCAAAAGAUAAGCAAUUAGAUGAACUCCAAGGACUGUACGAUUCUCAGAAAGUGUUGAGUGCAGAUUUAAGUGAUAAGCUUCAGACAUUACAGAAAAAGAUGCAGGAAACUGAGUGCGCCCUAGCAGACCUUGAAGGGAAGUAUGUGCAGGCAAACAAUACAAUAAAGGAGAAGGAGUAUCUGAUAGAAAAUCUUCUGAAAUCAGAAAAAGUUCUUGUUCAUGAAGCUCAAACACUUCGAUCUGAGCUGGAGAAUACGACAGACGACCUAUCUGGGCUAUUUUCAAAAUUAGAAAGGAAGGGCAAGACUGAAGAUGCAAACAAAAAUAUAGUUCGAAGUUUCCAUUCUCAACUAACUCAAGACAUGAAUAUCUUGAAUAGAACCAUCUCAACUUCGGUCUCUCAACAGGAGAGCCAACUAAAAGUACUUGAAGAGGAGAUGCAAUCUUUUAUCACCUCAAAGGACAAGGUUGCUGGAGGACUUAAAGAGCAUGCACGAGAACUGAAAGAGAGCUUCAAUUCAAGGAUUGCAGAAUUGCAUGGCUUUGCAAAUGAACUCAACCUCAAAUCUCAAUUAAGCUCUGAGAGGCUUGAUGCACAAGUUAGCGCACACACAUCUGAUCUGGAGGAUUCUUUGAAGGGCCUCUUGGCUGAUGCUGACCAAUUGCUCCUUGGGCUACAAAAUGGUCUUUCUAAGCAAGAAGAGGGCUUGACUACAUUGGUUGAGCAGCAACAUGAGGAACUCACUAGAAAUGUGGAGAGAACCAAGUCCAUCUCAGCAACCACAAUGAAUUUCUUUGGCACAAUAGAUGCUCAUGCAUUGGAACUUAAAAGGAUAUUGGAAGAAUCACAAGCGUCACAUCAAAAGCAACUUCUACAGCUCCAAACAAAGUUUGAGGUCUGUGCUGCUGAUGAAGAGAAGUAUCUGAUGGAGAAGGUAGCAGGGUUAUUAGCAGAGUCAAAUGCUAGAAAGAAAAACUUGGUUCGAGAUGAUAUAAGCAACCUCAAUAAGACGGCUUCAGAGCGAUCCAAUAAUUUACAAAGUGAAACCACCAAGCUUCAUGAUUUCACAUCUUCGACAAGAGAGCAAUGGUCAGCCUACAUGGAGACAACUGAAGAUGCAUUUCACAAAAACAUAUCCUCUGUUGAACAAAAGAGGUGUUGCUUGGUGGAGAAUCUCCAACAGUGCAAGACAAGGACAGAAUUGUGCUCAGAACAAUGGAGCAAUGCUCAAAAUUCAGUAUUGGCACUUGGAAGAAGUGAUGCAGAAGCAAUACGUUCGGUGAUAAGUGAUGGAAAUGAGGCGAACAGCCAACUUCACACCAGAUUUUCAUCUGCCGUUAGCACUGCACUUGAAGAUAAUGAUGUUUCAAGUGAAGCUCUUGUUUGCUCUAUUGAUGAUUCACUAAGACUUGACCGUGGAGUUUGUGAGACCGUGAAACCUAUCAUCAUCUCAUCACAAGCGCAGCUCCAUGACCUGCAAAGGAAUCACCAUGAGAAAACACAUGGGAUAUCAGGGAAUGCCAACAGAUCAUUGGCGGAUGAUUACAAGGUGGAUGAACCAACUUGUUCAACACCAAGAAGGCGCGAGAUCAACAUCCCGAGCUCCCAGUCAAUCGAGGGCUUGGCAACUCCGCUGGAGGACCUCGUGAAGUCAUUCUGGGACAGCACAACUCCGUCAAAACUCGUGACUGGGAACGCGAAGCGCUUAGAUUCGGCGCUGGAGACCGAGAGAGUUCCUCUCACUGCAAUUAACUAGAACUAGGUAGUACUGCUGCUGUACACUACAUAUGCUGUUAGAGCAGGAACUUGGUUCACAUGUUCUUGAACUGCUGGGUGUUGAUGCUGUAGUUUGAACUUUGAAGGUCAAUCUCAGUGGCCUGAGAUAGUUGAUCUUUCUGUCGCUGAAUUAUGCAAUGAGAUGUCAUGGGUUCCAAGCGGCUGGAGCAUUUC